This is a messenger RNA of Periophthalmus magnuspinnatus, 3468 nucleotides long. RefSeq names its product WD repeat and FYVE domain containing 2 (gene wdfy2). The record is from RefSeq and is a predicted model, not a curated record. Lineage: Eukaryota; Metazoa; Chordata; Actinopteri; Gobiiformes; Gobiidae. Bases 166 to 1368 code for a protein of 400 amino acids. Gene Ontology annotation, molecular function: protein binding; metal ion binding. The transcript has 12 exons.
CACUGCGCUCUGAUCCCGGCCACAACACACCGCCUCUUCCCGAUCUCACAGCCCGCCUCCGGAGCUCCUGACUGCGGUCUGACACUGGCCGUUAACCGCUGCUGCUGGAGGGGUAUGUUCUCCUGGGCCCCCCUGGAGGACUUGACACCGGCGGAGCGUUAACCCAUGGCGGCAGAGACCCUAGGCGAGCCCCGGGAUCGGAAGCCAUCUUUGCAGGGCUCAAUCGAGGCAUUUCAAGAUGUGGUCAGCUCGGCGGUCAUCAUCCCGAAAGAGGACGGGGUUAUCAGCGUGUCCGAUGACAGGACUAUUCGAGUUUGGCUGAAGAGAGACAGUGGUCAGUACUGGCCCAGUGUCUACCACACAAUGCCAUCCUCAAGCACUUGCAUGUCCUUUAAUCCAGAGACCAGGAGACUGUCUAUUGGGAUGGACACUGGAAGCAUCUGUGAGUUCAUCCUGUCAGAGGAUUACAAUAAGAUGACUCCAACCAACACCUACCAGGCUCACCAGGGUAAAGUGUCUGUGGUCCUGUUUGUGCUGGAGAUGGAGUGGUUGCUCAGUACAGGUCAGGACAAAAGCUUUACGUGGCACUGCUCCGAGAGUGGGCAGCAGCUGGGCACACACCGCACCUCCUCCUGGGUCUCUGGACUCCAGUUCGAUGUGGAGACUCGACAUGCGUUUGUGGGAGAUCAGUCUGGACAGGUGACCAUCCUAAAGCUGGAGCAGGACUCGUGCAGCCUGGUCACCACCUUCAAGGGACACACUGGUAACGUGACGGCGCUGUGCUGGGACCCUGUUCAGAGAGUGCUGUUUUCAGGGAGCUCAGAUCAUUCUAUCAUCAUGUGGGAUAUUGGGGGCAGAAAAGGCACUGCCAUCGAACUGCAGGGACACAGUGAGAAGAUCGAGGGUCUGUGUUAUGCGUCUCACACUCGACAGCUCAUCUCUUGCAGCUCAGAUGGCUCUAUUGUCGUCUGGAACAUGGACGUCACAAGACAAGAGACUCCUGAGUGGUUGGACAGUGACUCGUGUCAGAAAUGUGAGCAGCCGUUUUUCUGGAACUUCAAACAGAUGUGGGACAGUAAGAAGAUCGGCCUCAGACAGCACCAUUGUAGAAAGUGCGGCCAGGCAGUGUGUGGAAAGUGCUCUUCUAAGCGUUCGGCGAUUCCUCUGAUGGGUUUUGAGUUUGAGGUGCGAGUUUGCGACAGCUGCUAUGGCUCCAUCACAGAAGAGGACCGGGCGCCCACAGCCACGUUUCACAACAGCAAGCACAACAUUGUUUACAUGCACUAUGAGCCCACCACGGGCUGCCUGCUCACCUCUGGUACAGAUAAAGUCAUCAAGCUGUGGGACAUGACGGCUGUGGUAUCCUGAAGUCUUUCAAAAUGUGACAGUGGAGAACAGGAAGUUUUUUUUUUUUUUUUUUUUUUUUUUUCAAGCAGCUGGAAAAUGUUUGUUUUCUGGUACACGUUUACAUCAAGAGUUACUGCAGGAAGCACACAAAGUUAAGCCUUCUUUAUAUAAGGCUGUGAGGGUAGUGUUCUUUUGUAGCAGUAAUGAUGAUACUUAAAACCCUGCACCAGAUUUGUUCAAUAUAUUUGAGCAAAAUGAGUACAAAUAUAGUGUAUAAACAGCUCUUGUGGUAAAAAUAAGUCUGCUGUGUGCUAUCUGCAUCUAAUUAUACAACUGCAUCUAAUUAUACACUUCCUGGUUGUCCGAUAAUCAGGAAGUGUGCCUUCAGUAUGCUAAUUGUUGUUAGCUUUACUGUCACCGCAAAAUUCCGCACUGGUCUCUGAGAGUUGUGAAAAGCGCUUAUAAACUCAUCACGUUGAAUAAUUAGUAUUCUCAGCACGCAUAAGGUAAGAGGAAUAACUGGACCAUUUCAAAUUGCUUCAAAUGAACUAGUUCUGUUUUUCACGUUUUUAAGAUGCUUAAAAUCAGAUAUAACACGUUAAAUUAAUGUGCGGUUUUAGCAAUAGAUUAUCAUUCAAUGGCAGCAGUGUUUUAGUUUGUACAUUUCAGUGCAGAUAUCAUGUCCAUCUUACAGGUGGAAGCAGAGAGUUAGUGUCAAUUCACUCACAAGGGAACUGUAAAAAAUAACAUACUUUCUGAGUGGUACAUUGAUUUACAAGCUAUUUUAUGUUAAUUUAUCUUUAUAUUUCUCAAAAAAUAAAGGUGUACUAUGUAACUUUUCUGAAGAUGUUAUUGCUUUGCUUGGAAUGUUCCACAGUCAUUAAAUGGCGUUAAAUUUCCCUAUCUUGCAUUUAUUCAGUUGCGUUUUAUUGCUUUAAAAAACAACUGGAAAAACAUGCAUUCUUAUUGUGAGCGGGCUUGCCUUUCCACUGAUCUUACAUUUAACUUGUUCUAAUUGCCUGCUUGCCUCCAUAGAGCUCUAUAUUGCCGUACUCUGGAACAUUCCAGGCAGAGCAAAUAACAAACAAGCAGACCCUCCAUCAGAAGCGUUACAUAGUGCAACUUUAAUACCAUCCAUCUGUUUAGAGAUGUAGAGUGGUGGGCAUUACUAGAUCAUGAUUUGCACCAACUUGUCCAAUUCACUCAUGUAUGAAUUUGUUUUGCUAUUUCUGUUGAUUGUUUUUCACUUAAAGCUGUGUAAAAAAAAUGUAAAUUAUUAUCCGUUUUCUGUUUACAGUAAAGACCUAAAUCAUGUGCAAUUUUACCGAAUGUGAUCACAAAUCCAUUGGUGUUGUACUCAAGAUCAUUUUUCCUUACUGUAUGAAGCUAUAUGUUGCUAAUGCUAUCAUAACUGUAUCACUGGGUUUCACAGCAUUACAGGAGCUUAUAAUAUUUAAUACAGAUGAGAGGCAAAGGUCACAAGCCUAGUCAUUAGUUGAAAAUAUAAGAUCCAGCAGUUGUCUAUUUUACUUUCUGAUAUUUCUUAAUUAUCAAUAGGGAAAACUGAUUUAAACUGCAGAGUAUAAUCAGCACAUGGGAUAACAACACCCUUUGCAAUUUCCCCUCUGAUUAAAAAUACACUAUGUAACUUUUCUGGUAGAGGGGUCCACCACCUGCUUGCCUCCACGUAGAUGUCAUUGCUUUGUCUCGAAUGUUCCACAAUAUGGCAUUACACUUAUCUAUCUAGGAUUCAUUUCACUAUGGAUGUUUCUAUGGCUCAAAAAUACCUUGUAAAACAUUGUUACUGUGAGCGGUCUUGCCUUUCCACAGAUUUGACUUGUAACUUGCUUGUCUCCAUGCGUAAUAUUCAAGAAUCUCCAUGGAGACAGACAAGUAAGUGACAAACCAGAAAAGUUACAUGGUUAUGCACUAUUAUUCCACAGACUAUGGAAGCACUGGUUAAAGUAAAUCAAUGUAGCUGCUAUUCGGUGAAAUAAAUGUUUUCUUGAUCAUUUUGUUUACUUAAAUUUAAAAUAAUUUUGUUUUGUACAUGUACCUUGUGGCAUUUCCUGUAUGUGCAAAUAUUAAAAUUUGAAGAUAUAAAGUAAGAUUUAUAAAGAA